Mya arenaria is the source of this 1569-nucleotide messenger RNA. RefSeq lists its product as uncharacterized. The record is from RefSeq and is a predicted model, not a curated record. Bases 104 to 778 code for a protein of 224 amino acids. The transcript has 6 exons. Lineage: Eukaryota; Metazoa; Mollusca; Bivalvia; Myida; Myidae.
GUGAUGUGAAGCUGCAAGUGUUUUAAUAGCUAACCUAAAAGGCAUACGUUGCAAGCAUUUUCCUUCAGUCGGUUGCAUUAUCUAGUUAUAAGGAUACAAUUUGAUGCAAUUUAAGCUCAAGAUGAGAUCAUACUACACUCUCUUUACAAGUGCAUUCCUCGUUACUAUGGCAACGGGGUGCCCAGAUAUAUCGACGGUUUUAAAAAGAAGGCCAACGGUCAUGUCGAACUUUAACGAAACGCUGUGGAUGGGUCAAUGGUUUAAGCAGCGUUGGUCCCCACCUUGCAGCUGGAGUGGCUCUAGAAAGUUUAGUGACCAGGCGAUGAACAACGAAUACACGGACCAACCAGAGAUCAUUCUUGGACACGCCGCGUGGAGGAUGAAUGGCCACUGUGUGCAGGCCACCGAACAUUUGCUGAAGGAAAAGGUUCCUGGCAUAUACAGAGUUGUCGACCCAAUUGGGGAUGUAUUGACGGGAGAAGGACGAGUUGUCGCUACUGACUACACCGGUUACAACAUAUUCUGGGGAUGCACUCGGCCAGACAUUGUAGACCCAUUACUAUGCGAUGACCCCUGGAUGAGCGUUACAACAAGGAACGCGCACCCGGACCCGAAAUGCAUCAAUCAUGCGGCCGACGCUUUAAAGUCCAUUUUCGAUAUUCCAAUUAACGCCAUCCUUCAGGUGGAACACACAGCAGCAUGUGUAUGCGGGUCGAAGAAGACGAUUUCUUAUUCUUCUUCGAAGACGUCCAAGAAAUGGUAUAAAGGGUUGGCGUAACUGCACUGUAUGACAUGACUUUUUAGUAAAGGAAGUCUAAACAAAACUCAAUUUUUCCUAUUUCAUUAUUUUCUAUUAUAUAUAAGUAUGGCUUUUUAAGUCACUUUUAAUCUAAACUAUAGUUCCUUGUUCUAUAUGAAGCUGAGCAUAAAAAAAUUGUGUAAUAAAUAAUACAAAAAUGAUAUCUGAGUUUAUUAACAUACUUCGAAAAACAAGUUUAAUGCAUAGGUAUCACCCUUUGAUAAAACUAAAACAUUUAAAAUCAAUAUAAAAACACCCGUUAGUCAUGUCCGUUUUUUUAUUUUGCUUUUAUUAUGCAUUGGAACUUUAAAAUCAUGAAUAUUUAUAUGACUUCAACUAACAAUUAAUCACUUAUAAUAGAUACACUGAUAUUGAUAAGUCAAAACAUAGCUUGUGUCUUUGCUUAUUAUUUAUAUGGAAACAGUUAAUAGCACUUCAACAUGUUCACGAGAGAAAAAAGUAAAAUAAUUAAAUGCAUUUCAAGUAUGCCUGAUCAAUUAGCUUUCAGCUGCAAAAAAGAUAGCUAAACUCUAUGUUCAACGUGCCGCGAAUCAGCUAGUUUUGUACUGUCAUGCUUUCUGACAUGACAUAAAAACAAUUUCAACGUCAUGCAUGUCUUUGUGCUAAACUACUUUUUUUCUUGCUCUGUUUUAUAUCCAUAGUGUUUUUUUCAACAGUUAUAGUUAAGAUGGUUACAAGUUAUAACAUUUUUAUUGGUCAAUAUGAUUUGUUUGUUGUUCAAAAAAUGUUAUUAAAAACAGCCAAAUCUU